AAUAUUUUGAGCUAUAAUCUUGGUGGAAUGGGUUGUAGUGCCGGUCUUUUCUCCAUUGAUCUCGCUAAACAGCUUCUUCAGGUCCAGCCGAACUCAUAUGCACUAGUAGUAAGCACAGAGAACAUAACCCUAAACUGGUACUUAGGCAACGACCGGUCAAUGCUUCUCUCAAACUGCAUCUUCCGAUUGGGCGGCGCCGCAGUUCUCCUUUCUAACCGGUCCUCGGACCGCCGCCGCUCCAAAUAUCAACUCAUCCACUCUGUCCGUACACACAAAGGAGCUGAUGACAACGCCUUCAACUGUGUUUACCAACGUGAAGACAACAACGACAACAAACAAAUCGGUGUCUCACUUUCCAAAAACCUAAUGGCCAUCGCCGGAGAAGCUCUCAAAACGAACAUAACCACUCUCGGACCACUAGUCCUACCAAUGUCCGAGCAACUUCUCUUUUUUGCAACACUGGUCGCGAGAAAAGUCUUCAAUGUCAAGAAAAUCAAACCUUACAUUCCUGAUUUUAAGCUAGCAUUCGAGCACUUCUGCAUCCACGCGGGAGGCAGAGCGGUGCUCGAUGAGAUUGAGAAGAAUUUAGAUCUUUCUGAGUGGCAUAUGGAGCCUUCGAGGAUGACUUUGAACCGGUUUGGGAAUACUUCGAGUAGCUCGCUUUGGUACGAGCUUGCGUAUAGUGAAGCUAAAGGGAGGAUCAAGAGAGGAGAUAGGACUUGGCAGAUUGCUUUUGGAUCGGGUUUUAAGUGUAAUAGUGCGGUCUGGAGAGCUUUGAGAACUAUAAAUCCAGCCAAGGAGAAGACUAAUCCAUGGAUUGAUGAAAUUCAUGAGUUUCCCGUGCCAGUUCCAAGAAUAUCUCCUGUCAGUGCAGUCACAUCUUCGUCGGAAUCUCGAUAGUUGUUUUUUUCUCGAUUUCUUUUUUUCCUUUUCUUUUCUUUCAUGUAUAAUAUGAUUCACAUCACACAUAUAUUAUCAAUAUAUUCAAUCCGUAUAUU
Molecule: messenger RNA, 998 nt
Organism: Camelina sativa (false flax)
Lineage: Eukaryota; Viridiplantae; Streptophyta; Magnoliopsida; Brassicales; Brassicaceae
Product: 3-ketoacyl-CoA synthase 2-like
Biological process (GO): fatty acid biosynthetic process
Cellular component (GO): membrane
Molecular function (GO): acyltransferase activity, transferring groups other than amino-acyl groups
Source: RefSeq, a predicted model, not a curated record